GACAGGUGAAAUGUUUCUAAUUCCUGGCGGAAACAGGUUCAACGAGUGGAGACGUCACACACGUUAUCAACAUGGUAGGUGUUUCCUCUCUCCAGCUCAGAUUGCGCCUUUGUUCAAGCAUCGACUUGUUUGACUUGAUGAUUUCCUAAUGGAACCUCCUUCAUACGAGGAGGCCAGUCGCUAUCCACCUCAUCUUCAGUCUACGGGGGAACUAAACAGCUCCUCUACACCUGUCCACAGAAACAUCCCUUCAGUACCACCGACACCACCUCCCACUUAUAGAGAGGCAGUCCAUCCAGAUGUUUUCCCUGUCCUGACUCCACUCUCUGCACCAGUUGGGAUCCCACCAUCACACACCCCUGGAGUCACGGUGCAUCCACUUACACAAAUUGGUGAACUGGCAGCGGCCAGCAGCAGACGAGCUCAGACAGUGGUCGCUGUGUCCCAGCCAACACCCGUCCCCAUCACAGUGACGAGUCUGAGAGAUGCCCCCGGUUUGAUCUGGUGUCCGUGCUGUAAUGAACUUGUCACAACUGAAGUCAAAUACGUGCCGGGGUGUUCUGCUUGGUGUACAUGUGUGCUGUUUGCACUAAUGGGGUUGUUCUGUGGUUUCUGUUUGAUUCCUUUAUGGAUGCGACGGCUGCAGGAUGCACAUCACUCCUGUCCGAGAUGUAGAGAGAAAGUGCACGUUUACAAGCGAUGAUGCUCUCAGGGAGUUCCUCUCACUCCUCUUAAGAGCUACUUACACAUUUAUGUUACAGUAUCCUAAUGGAAUUGUGGACGUAGAUAUAUGCUAUUCACUGUGACAUAAAAGUGUCAUUUACACUGCACUGAGUGAAAAGGACUCAUUUUUUCUGUGAAGGAAAAUAAACAGAUAUAUUUUUUUCUAUAGAUGUGAGUAAAGAAACCAAAAAUUAUUUAGUUUUUAAUUAUUAUCUGGCAUUACUGACAGGAAAAUAGUUAGUGAUUUAACCCUCUGGAGGCAGGCGUUGCAGAUUUGCAAGGCUAAAACCUGCAACGUUAAAACCUGCCCACCUGGUUACUCCACACACGUGUUUCAUGAGCAUUUUUAACUCAGAAGUACCCCUGAAGGACUCAGUUGUUCGUCCUUUUAUCAAAACUCAUUUAGAGCCUGAGAGGGUUAAUGCAUGAUGCGUUUUUAAGUAUUUUUCACAAGCAUUUCUAAUAAUGUAUAAACUAAAAAUAAACACAAUGUAUUAGGCAAAGACAUAGUGCACUUGUGAGAUUUUUUGCUAGAGGCAGUUAUUAGCAUUUAUUGAGUUACGUAAUCUGUCCGGUCAUGUUUAACAACACGUGUAAUGAUUAUCUUUUUUUAUCUCUUAUUUGUUUUCUAUUUGUCAAUUUUACACAAUUUGAUGUUUAUUUGUGAUGAACAGAGUUGUUGGUUUAUUUUUUAUUGCACAUGUAGGUGAGCACAGAUAAGAAAGAACAUACUAAAUAAAGCUUCGGCUCACUUUGGAGCACA
Molecule: messenger RNA, 1486 nt
Organism: Nothobranchius furzeri (turquoise killifish)
Lineage: Eukaryota; Metazoa; Chordata; Actinopteri; Cyprinodontiformes; Nothobranchiidae
Product: lipopolysaccharide-induced tumor necrosis factor-alpha factor homolog
Cellular component (GO): nucleus; cytoplasmic side of late endosome membrane; cytoplasmic side of lysosomal membrane
Molecular function (GO): zinc ion binding
Source: RefSeq, a predicted model, not a curated record